Drosophila guanche is the source of this 1775-nucleotide messenger RNA. Its product is annotated as arrestin domain-containing protein 3. The record is from RefSeq and is a predicted model, not a curated record. The transcript is spliced from 4 exons. The coding region runs from base 28 to 1500 and encodes 490 amino acids. Lineage: Eukaryota; Metazoa; Arthropoda; Insecta; Diptera; Drosophilidae. Gene Ontology annotation, biological process: protein transport. Gene Ontology annotation, cellular component: cytoplasm.
UGAAAAUUGUGAAGCGCAGCCAUAGCCAUGCCCACCACCUGUGUUUUUCAGCUGGAUCGCCUGAAUCCCAUCUACAACAGCGGCGAGUACAUAAGCGGACGCAUUCUGCUACGAACGGACAAGGUGAAGCGUGUCAAUGCGGUUCAUGUGACACUGGAGGGCGAGGCCAAGGUUCAAUGGACAAUGAGCGGGAAGAGUGAAACGGCCAACUAUUCGGGCCAUCAGCAAUACUUACACUCCCGCACCAAUGUCUUUGACAACACCCUGUUCCGUGCUGGCGUCCAUGUCUAUGUCCUGACACUGCGCAUCCCACCCGACUGUCCGAGCAGCUGCAAGGGUCCCUAUGGCUACAUUGCCUAUACCAUCUCCCUGACUAUCGACAAGCCCUGGGGAUUCGAUGAGGUCUUUCGCAAGCCAAUCACAGUGGUGCAGACACUGGACCUUAACUUCAAUACAGAAUUUGCGCUACCCGUCAAGGAUGAGAACGUCAAAUAUCUUUGUCAUUGGCCCUGCGUUUCGGGUCCGAUUUGCUCCACCCUGGCACUACCUGCCUCUGGGUUUACGCCCUUGCAGGAGGUGCCCUUCCGCCUGGAAGUGGACAAUCAAUCGCCGCACUACGACAUCAUCGGCGUGGAGGUAUCCAUCAAGCAGCACUUUGUCUUUCUCUCUCGCAAACCCGUGAAGCGAAACUUCUUUACCAAAACUCUGACCAAGGAACUGAUCACGGAUCGCACCCUGCGGCUGUCCAAGCGGCAGUAUGAGUCCAACAUCUGUGUGCCCAUGGAUACGCCCCGUUCCACCCUGAAUCCCAAUUACAUUGUCUUUCUGCACUACACACUGCAGGUGAAGCUAAAGACAGGCUGCUUUCACUACGACACGGAUUUGUCCGUGCCCAUUAUUGUGGGCACCACAUCGCUGCAGCACUUGCGUAGCUCUGUCCACACCACACAACCGACGGCGAGGACAACGACCCCGGAGAGGCAGCGACUGAUAGAGCGAGUGUCACCCCGUCCGCCAGUGCUGGCCGAGGAAGAGGAAACGAUCCCGGAGGCGGCUUCGGAUCCACAUCAGGGAAUAGAUGAUGAUGAGCCGCCGUCGUACGAUAGUUGCUUGCCACCAUCCUUCAGCUUUGCCACUCUUGCAGGCAGUCAACAGACCUUGGAAAGUCAUGGUGGCCAGCAUGUGGUCCUCCAUCAAAUCCAUCUGCCCAAAUUUCCAGGAUUCAGCACCUUCAUAGGUCCAGCCCCGGCACAGGGCAUGGAGGAUUCCGGUCUGGACAUGCAGCUGUAUCGGUCGUAUGGCUCAUUGAACACCGAUCAAACGGGUCGCAGUCUGGACACCUUUGGCUCCCUGUGUGGUCCACUGUCCGAACAAGUAGAACUAGAGGCUGAGCAUGCAAACGAAGUGCAGGUGGAGGUGGAGGUGGAGCCAGCACAAGUUCAUCAGCCACGUCCACGCCCACGGCAGAUAGAGGCCAUUCAGGAUGAGCAUCUGUUUUAGGAAUAAAAGUGUCUUAAAAUGAUCAUUGGAUCAAUAGAUCGUACAUAGCGAUAUACGUAUUAACAUCCUAAGUAACAUAAGUGUUCAAACCAAAAGGCUUAAACCAUAAAUCUAUUUUUUAGGGUGUAUCCGAGUAAGUCGUACUAGGAUUAGAGAGCGAAUCGAACUUAAUUAAAGUGCCAAAAACAUACAUUUUUCUAGCAUAGUAUACUCAUUGCUUUUUUACAUCCAAGUAUAUUCGAUUUAUUACAUUUACCACAAUAAUUAUCCUAAGU